GUUUCAACAUUCCGAGUCUUUCAAUUUCUUUUAUCGAUUUAAAAAAAAAAAAAUUCAAAAUUCAAAAAAAAAUAUAUACUACCUUCUGAAUGGAGUAAGUGGGACCCUUCUGUUCAUUUGGAUGGACUUUAAUCAGCGCCUUUGUCCUCCAUCUGGGACUGGGCUUUGGUUCUUUAAAGCUACACUACUAAAAUCCCAAUUUUUCUCUCCCCCCUCUCUCUCUCUCUCUCUCUCUCCCGUUUAAGCAGAGCUUCGAAGCUAGUUGUGAUCUAUUUCUUCUGGGCCUUCAAGUCGUUUUUUCCCGGCGAGAUUUGGCCGGAGAAUGGCAUAUAUGUGCGCGGACAGUGGCAAUCUAAUGGCAAUUGCUCAGCAAGUCAUAAAGCAGAAACAGCAGCAAGAGCAACAGCAACAGCAACACCACCAACAACAGCAGCUCACCGGUCUCACCCCCUUUUCUAUGAGUCCAUGGACUACCACUCACCACGGCAUGUCCCAUACUCCCAAUAUGCCAUAUGGGUUACCCCCUUCCGGCUUCCCUGAUCCAUUUCAAGUCCCCGGAGGUUCAGAUUCCGGAGAACCAGGGUUUCAGUUUCCGCACCUGGAGCACCAGUCUACUGGGUUUAGAUUCUCCGAUUUCGGGGCUGGUCCCGGUGGCGAGUUCGACUCGGACGAGUGGAUGGAUAGCUUAAUGGGCGGAGGUGAUUCAACGGAUAGUUCCAAUCUGCCCUCUGGUUGCGACGCGUGGCAAAGCAAUGCUGAUUUUGGUCUCUACGGUGCCGAUCCAUUCGCCGCCUGUCCGAGUCGGCUCAGCGUCCCUUGCUCUUCCCCUUCGGAUCUCAACCGAGUCCUAUUCACCGAGAGCCAGAAAAGUCCUAACCCUCUGCAGCCUCAGGUGCCAGCCUGGACCCCACCUGCACCCCCAACGUCGCCCCCGGUGGUCGUGAACGACACCAAAUCAAUCAAUCCACCGCCGAAGAGCGUGCAGAAGAACGACGUCGUCACUGGUGGUGUCUCAACUAGUUCGCCGGAAAUCGAAUCGGCGCCGCCUCUGCUCAAAGCCCUGCUCGAUUGUGCCAGACUCGCCGAUUCCGAACCCGAUCGUGCUGUCAAAUCACUGAUUCGACUCAAGGAAUCGGUGUCAGAGCAAGGGGAUCCAACAGAGAGGGUCACUUUUCACUUCACUGAAGCACUAUACAAGAGAGUCUCUAUGCAAGCAGAGAAAAGCAUGUCCAUGUACGAGACGACUUCAGAGGAGUUCACUAUCCCUUACAAGGCUCUGAACGAUGCUUGCCCGUAUUCCAAAUUCGCUCAUUUGACGGCCAACCAAGCUAUACUCGAAGCCACCGAAAGGGCAAGUAAGAUCCAUAUCCUGGAUUUUGGUAUCGUUCAAGGGAUUCAAUGGGCUGCCCUUUUGCAGGCCCUGGCCACUCGGUCCACCGGAAAGCCCAUUAGGAUUAGGAUUUCCGGAAUACCAGCUCCGGCUCUCGGGAAAUCACCGGCGGCGUCUCUGUUCGCCACGGGCAAUCGUCUUCGUGAAUUCGCGAAGCUUCUGGACUUGAAUUUCGAGUUUGAACCGGUGCUGAUCCCGAUUGAUGAGCUCAACCAAUCGAGCUUCAAGGUGGAUCCGGACGAGGUCUUGGCGGUGAACUUCAUGCUCCAAUUGUACAACCUCUUGGAUGAGACACCGAUUGCCGUUCAGACCGCUCUCAGAUUGGCGAAAUCGCUGAAUCCUAAAAUCGUAACGCUGGGUGAGUACGAAGCGAGCUUGAACCGGGUUGGGUUUAUGACCCGUUUCAAGAAUGCGUUGAGGUACUACACGGCCGUUUUCGAAUCGUUGGAGCCGUACUUGAGCAGAGACUCACCGGAGAGGCUUGAAGUUGAAAGGCUUUUGCUUGGCCGUCGUAUUGCUGGUCUGGUCGGACCAGAGGAACCGGGUUCGAAGAGAGAACGUACGGAAGACAAAGAGCAAUGGAAGUCGUUAAUGGAAAGUUCUGAUUUUGAGCCCGUACCUCUUAGCCAUUACGCAGUGAGCCAGGCCAGGAUCCUCCUCUGGAACUAUAAUUACAGCCCUUUAUAUUCCCUUAUUGAAUCUCCACCUGGUUUUCUCUCUUUGGCAUGGAAUGAAGUUCCUCUGUUGACUGUUUCCUCAUGGCGUUGAUGGGUUUUACCUUGAUUGGUUAUUGGGUUUUCACCAGGUCUUUUAUCUCUGGUGGGGAACUAUCUAAAGUAUGAAUACGCCAUUAAUGGUCUUCCAUGCUUCUUAUUGUUCGAUUAAUUCUGAUAUGGACCGCACUCUUGCUUAGUGAGUUAACAGAUAUUACUCAAUCAAAAUCUAGCAUUAAAGCGCACUGCAUCACAAACGUCUUGUGGGAGCUUUUUGGACCAGAAUUUGCUUGUUAAUUUUGUAGUUUGUUCUUAGUUUUCAAACUUUUCUCAACGUUAUAGUUUUUUUUUUUUUUUUUUUCUGCUUUUGUUGGGGCAUUUUCUUACAGGUUUGGGACUUGAAUAUGACUAAUUGUAAAAAAAGGCAUUGAGACUGAGGGGGAAUGAAGAACUUUUUUUCCUUUCGGUUUUCUGUGAUUCUGUAUGUAAAUUUGAAUUUUCAGUGUAGUUUUUAUAAUCAAUUUAGUUACAUUCAUUCUCCUUGUACAA
Ziziphus jujuba (common jujube) is the source of this 2652-nucleotide messenger RNA. Its product is annotated as SCARECROW-LIKE protein 7. Lineage: Eukaryota; Viridiplantae; Streptophyta; Magnoliopsida; Rosales; Rhamnaceae. The transcript has 2 exons. Gene Ontology annotation, molecular function: sequence-specific DNA binding; DNA-binding transcription factor activity. The coding region runs from base 323 to 2158 and encodes 611 amino acids. Gene Ontology annotation, biological process: regulation of DNA-templated transcription. The record is from RefSeq and is a predicted model, not a curated record. Gene Ontology annotation, cellular component: nucleus.